AUGAGCAGACGCAAGAUUAUUUCUCGUCGUCGUGGCCCUGAAGAUGAAGAGGAUGAGGAGCUAGGAGCUGAAGACUCUUACACUGAUGAUUCUGGCCUUAGCGAAAGUGAGAGGGAGGAGGAUGCGGCUACGGAUGGGACUCUUAGCGAGGAAGAAGGGGACGAUUUAGACGAGGGGGAAGUUGCGGAUAAGGGCAAAGUAGUGGGGGCGAAUGGUAGGGGUGGUGGGAAGGCAAAGUUUGUGCACAGUGGUAAUAGGGAUACGGAUGUUAUGAUGAAUGGCGUGCGGGGAAAGGAUGACGAUGCUGAAGAGGUGGAUUUCUCCGAGAUGGGAGAGGAUGACGGGGCGGAGAGGGCGCUGGCCGGGAAUUCCCAGGGCGAGGCUGCAGAGGAGGAUCUGAGUCAUGAAGAGACGGAGCAGGAGGAACCACAGUCACAGGAAGCCGAGGAGAAGCCCCAUGAGACUGCGGAGGAGAAGAGGAGACGAGAGCAUGAGGAGUAUAAGAAGAGGAGAGAUGCCGAUCCUGCGUUUGUGCCUAACAGGGGUGCCUUUUAUUUGCACGACCAUAGGCACGCUGAGGGAUUCAGACCUUUUGCGAGGGGCGGCGGAAGGGCAGGAAGAGGCGGUCGAUCUUCUAGGUAUGUUGCUGCCAGCGUGUGGAAAUAACCCCUUCGCUUUGACACUUGACGUAUUAGGCUGGCUGGGCUAACCCUUCAAAGUGAAUAUAUGAACAGUAAUGCCCCCGUUGAGCUUCAGUGGCAGCAUGAUAUGCAUGAGGAAAUUCAUACAGAUCACCGCCGUUCAAUGCCUGUUCAUCAAAGCAACCACUCGUUUGCGCCUAAUAAUCGCCUACGAGGAAAUGGAGACCCACCACGAUCUUUUGGACGGACCUUUUAUCAGGGAAAUGUUCAGAUUCAGGUCAAUCUCCCGGGGAUGAAAGCACCCAUCACAUUUAGUGAGGUUCCGUCGAAGGUGUACACAAGGCUACCCUACCACCGACCUCCGCUUCGACGAGACAAACCUGUCCGAAUUGCACUCCCGGAUGCACCAGUUAGAUACAUUUAUCCGAGCCCCACUCGCUCAUUUAUAUUUAUUCCGAGAGCGAUGAGGCCGGGCGGGUCAGGAUAUAUAAGAGGUGGUGGCCGCGGUAGAGGUGGAUUCUACAGUCAAGGGAGGAGUGUUUAUGGCGGCUCAAAUGGAUAUUCUCCGUCAGUUGGGAUGUCCCGCAGAUCGUCUCUACAGUUCGAGCACAAACCCCAGUUCACACCUCCCAUGCCUGCACCGGCUCAACCCCACCAAGUUGCAGCACCUAUCGCUGGUCAUGUCGAAUCGUCUUCUCGACCAUCGGUUGGAGAGGAAGAGGCACCAGCUAAGCCUGUCGUCAGGCUGCCAGUCGUACCUCAGCAGCAACCGGCCCAACACCAACAACAGGUUCACCCUCAAGCUAUGAUGCCACAACAACCACCUCAAGCCCAAACUCCAAAGAUUGUUCCGCAGCACCCGCCACCAUCAUAUACACCUAACCCCGUCGCAUACCGUGAGCAUCGGGCUACUCCAAAGAUCCCAAUGCAUCAACCGCGACCACAGAAAGCUGUCAACGUCGCCGAGAUAGACUCUCCGGCUGUUAUGCACUUUCCUCAGUCUUAUAGUGGUCAUAUGUAUCCGGAAAAUAUUCCCACCCCUGGUGUCUCUCAGAACAUGUAUGCCCAUUCUCGACAAGCUUCAUUCCCAUCCCAAUCCUCUGGAACACCGCUCUCUCAUAUCCCGGAGGCCGCUGUUCAUGCCCGAGCCUUUCAUCCUGCAUAUCCCCCCCAGCCCGGAUACUACCCGUAUCCCCCGCCGCCCCAGCAUGUCCCCCCAAUGCACCCAAUCCAUGGGCUACCGCCGCACCACCACGACCCUAGGGCCUUUCACCCACCUCCUCCAUAUGUUCCUUCGGGGCCAUCGCCUAUGCCGAAUGGUGCUACCAACCAUUACGCUAUCAUACCCGCUCAACAACAGGCUCCUGCUCCGCCCGUAGCCGUGACAACCGGUCCACCCACCGGCCCUACAACAAUUGCGCAGGAAAGCAACGGGAUGGUCUACUAUUCUACUUGGGAUCCUAAUCAAUACUAUACCUAUUCAACUGGGGGGCCUACAGGCUAUCCCGGCACCCCUGGUAUGCCAAUUACCCCCGCUCCGGAUGGCUCCGUGAAUGGUGCACCGGGCCCAGGACCAGUGUACUUCUACCCAGGAGCUCAAACACCGCACCAGCAUCCUAUCUACUAUGCGCAGUAA
Molecule: messenger RNA, 2277 nt
Organism: Tuber aestivum (summer truffle)
Lineage: Eukaryota; Fungi; Ascomycota; Pezizomycetes; Pezizales; Tuberaceae
Source: the annotation of a GenBank genome assembly